AGAGUGUAUUUUAAAGUUUUAUUUUAUUAUUAAUGUGAGAAGGAAGAGCUGAGCUUCCUGGGGCAGUAGAAGAAAGGGGAACAGAAACACUUUAACACCCAUUUCUAAUUUUCCACUAACAUCUUCCUGUAGUGCCCACUGCUGCAACACAAAAAAUCAGUUUUGUUUCUGUUUCCCAAAGCCGUAUUACAGUUAAAGAAUAAUUAUAGCGCUGUAGUCUCGUGGAAGUGCACUUUUUGAGCAAUAAAGGUGAACAGUCAGUCUCCUCCCCCCGUGUGACGCAGUUUGCAGCAGUUUGCGUCACUUCCUUGUUCUGCUGUCAGGUAGGCAGUGUGGGAAACUAACUUAGUACUUCAUAAUACGCGGUCUUGUAUUAUGAUGGUCACCCGCUUUUAUUUUUACUGAAGCCUGCCGACUUUGAAAACUUUACAACAUGGCUUGUGUCGACUCAAAAGUUGACUUGUGGACAAUUCCUCUUAUUGCACUCAAUAUGAGUGUGAGGAAAAAGUUGGGACAGUACCUGAACCCCAGGACCACCGUGGCCGCGGACUGGAUGACGUUGGCAGAGGCCAUGGGCUUCACUUACCUGGAGAUAAGGAACUUUGAGGCGUCAAAAAGACCGACCCAAACGGUCCUGGAGGACUGGCAGGCUCGAUCCUCGGAUGCGACGGUGGGGAAGCUGCUGUCCAUCCUGUCGGAGGAGCCAGUGGAACGAAAAGACAUUGUGGAGGACCUUCGUCCUUUGAUAGAUGAGGAUGUCAGGAAGUAUUGUGAGAUGCUGAAGAAGAAGGCUGAGCCUCCAGUGCAGGUCCCCGAGGUGGACAGCUGUUACCCUCGCACCGAAGAGAAGCUUGGUAUCACCCUGCGGGACGACCCCGAGGGUGCUCCGGAGCUGUUUGAUGCCUUCAUCUGUUACUGCGAGAGGGACUUCAGCUUUGUCUCUGAAAUGAUCCGCGAGCUGGAACAGACGGAGUACAGGCUGAAGCUGUGUGUGUUUGACAGAGAUGUCCUCCCUGGCUCCUGUAUAUGGACCAUCACCAGUGAACUCAUUGAAAAGCGGUGUAAGAGGAUGGUGGUGGUGAUUUCUGAUGAAUACCUCGCCAGUGAUGCCUGUGAUUUUCAGACCAAGUUUGCUCUCAGUCUCUCUCCCGGAGCUCGAAAUAAACGCCUUAUUCCAGUGAUAUAUAAACCAAUGAAAAAGCCAUUCCCCAGCAUCUUGCGCUUCCUCACCAUAUGUGACUACACCCGGCCCUGCACACAAGCCUGGUUCUGGACACGACUGGCCAAAGCUCUGUCACUACCAUAAUCAUGCGGUUAAUUGUGUAUAAAUGUUGCUUUUUAUUCCAUCAAAGGGUCAGUUGGAAAAUUACCAAAUAUCACAUGUUAAAGUAUGUGCUGUUGCUUGUGAUCCACAUCCUGCUGGCUUGUGAACAUGCUUGUAAUUUACUCUGUGUAUACAGUUUAUAUUGUAGUGCUUUUUCCUACGAAGGAACCAGUGAUUUCUGUAUAUUUUCAUUAUAACACUUAAACUGCACAAGGAUACCAAAUAUCAGUAAAGUUUGCACUGCACACAGCCAUUAUUAUAUUUCAAGAGCAACACAUGUCUUGCCUGCCACUGUUUUGUAUAUAUAUAUAUAUUUGUGAGGAGAAUGUGUUUUUUAUUUGGUGCUGCAUGUACUGAAGGCUCUGUGGGUUUUUUUUAACUGGCCACUUCCUCUCAUGAGUCAACUUCUCGAAGAGAUUGGAGGCUGAGAGGAAGAGCUAUUGUGAUUCUUCCACUUGUAAAAUUUCACUGACUUCUGACACUCUCCCUUUCUCCAUCUGUCAUCAAAGUGUCUUUACAUUUGAUUUUGUAGUUUUGAUAUGGUCUUUUUUAAGACGGUUUAAUAAAAUGAGUGUAUUCUACAUUGAAUAAAUUGUCUGAAUAUUAUUUUUUACUAAAAUAAUUAUAAUAAUAAUCAACAUUUGUUUUUAAGGGCAUUUGUACAGUUAUGACAGUUAAAAAUGUUCAGAAUUUCACCAGCAUGUGUCGCGA
Centropristis striata (black sea bass) is the source of this 2035-nucleotide messenger RNA. RefSeq names its product MYD88 innate immune signal transduction adaptor (gene myd88). The transcript is spliced from 5 exons. The coding region runs from base 434 to 1306 and encodes 290 amino acids. Gene Ontology annotation, biological process: MyD88-dependent toll-like receptor signaling pathway; positive regulation of canonical NF-kappaB signal transduction. NCBI's taxonomy places the organism in Eukaryota, Metazoa, Chordata, Actinopteri, Perciformes, Serranidae. The record is from RefSeq and is a predicted model, not a curated record. Gene Ontology annotation, molecular function: TIR domain binding.